AUGAUCAAUGCCAAAUAUGAUGAUAUUGUAGCUGGUUUUAGACGAGCUGCUUUUCUGUCACUUUUGAAACCUAGGAUGGCUCUUUUUUCUGCUUAUGAUAUAGCUGUUCACUAUGAGGAGAAACAAGUGAGAAUUCCAAAUAUCGAUCCAAUUGGUUACUGUUACCUUAAUCUACUAUUUGAUGUUGCUGAGAAGGUGUUCGGUGAAGUCCCUGGGCAUCUGAAUAAGUUAAUACAUAUGACGUGUCAGAUUCCUAAGACAGAUCAUAUGUUUGAUAUUACAGAUGAUGAUAGUGUACGUGAAAUGUUUGAAAUGCAUAAGUCUGGAAGAAUGAUUAAUGUGCAUGUGCAGGAUAUGGAUGUUAUUCCAUCUUAUAAAGCUAAUCAGAUAAAUGAAAAUGGUCAUAACACUGAUUUGAACUUAAGAGGAAAAGGAAAGGACAAGGUAUGUGUUGUUGCCAUUGAUGAUUCUGAGGGUGAAUAUAGUUAUUCCAGCUCUGAUUCAAGCUGGCUGCACAGCAUGGAUAGUGACAAUGAGAAAGAUUUAGAUGUUCAUAGCGAUAGUGAUGAAUCUGACAUGUCAUUUUCUGAUUUUGAUGACAAUGAGGAGGGUGCCUUAGUUCUUUAUUCUGAAAAUGAAGAAGAAACUGACCCUGUUCAGCAAGCUUUGAAAUCAAAACUGUGGACGUACAACCCAAAAGUAGAGAUAGAGUUUAAGAAAGGUCAACUAUUUACUAAUGUCGAUGCAUUUAGAGCAGUUUUAAAGGACUAUGUAAUUCAGAAAGGAUUUCCAAUUAUGAGACUGAAGAAUGAGAAGAGCAGAGUCACUGUUGUUUGUGGUGUUGAAGGGUGCAAAUGGAGAAUCCAUGCAUCACCAGUUUUAGAUUCCAUGACCUUUAUGAUUAAGACUUAUCAAGGUGAACACACAUGUGUGAUGGACAGGAAGAACACAGAAGCUACAGCUGACUGGAUUGCCAAGAAACUAGUUCCAGUCAUGAGAAUUCACCCCAACAUGUCCACCAAAGGGGUAGAAGCUGAGAUGAUUAAGUAUGGUGUGCAUCCAAGCAAAUGGCAGAUGUAUAGAGCACUAACUAAAGCAAGAAAUGAGAUUGAAGGCAAUCACAUUGAAUCGUACGCCAAAUUGCCAAAGUAUGCAGAGCUGAUCAGGAAAUACAACCCACAAAGUAUCUGCAAAAUACAUUAUGAUAGGCCUACUCUUCUUGUUGAGCCUAGAUUUCUCAGAAUGUUUAUUAGUUUCAAAGCUCAAAGAAGUGGAUUUGUUGAAGGCUGUACACCUUUUGUUGGUUUUGAUGGAUGUUUUUUAAAAGGUGCUUAUGGUGGUGUGCUUCUCACAGCAGUCACAUUAGAUGCUAACAAUAGCAUUUUUCCUAUUGCAUUUACUGUGGCUGAAGCUGAAAAUAAAGAAACCUGGAGUUGGUUUUUUCAUUACUUUGAGGAGUUUUUUGGACCAUUUACUUCAGAAAAUGGUUUUCAUGGUCCUCUAACCUUCAUGAGUGACAGGCAAAAGGGCCUGAAUAUAGCUUAUGAAGAGAGAGUGCCUGUUGCUAGUGGAAGACAUUGCUGUAGGCAUAUCUGCAGUAAUUUUAAAGCUCAAUUUCCUGAUAUUCUGCUUAGUAACUUGUUCUGGAGAGCAGCAAAAAGCUUUGAUGUUGCAGGACAUAAUGAAGCCAUGGCUAGCAUAAAGGAGUUAAACAAAGAAGCAUGGAAAUACUUGGAUAAAAUUCCUAAAACAACAUGGUGCAGAUAUACCUUCAAUACUGGACUAAAAUGUGAUCAUGUCACAAAUAACUGCACUGAGUCCUUCAAUGCAUGGAUAGGUGAGCUAAGAGGGAAGCCUAUCUUGACACUUGUUGAUGGGCUGAGGAAGAAGUUCAUGAAGAAAAUGCAUAAGCGAUAUCAGAAAGGGUGCAUGCUCACCACUGCCAUCACACCAAAGAUGCUUGGUAAACUACAAAAAAUAGGACAAGCAUCAAGACAAUGUGAACUCACUAUGGCUUCUACUGAUGUAUUUGAAGUGGGGGAUAUGAACAGGUCCUACAUAGUCAAUUUAUCAGCUAAAACUUGUGAUUGUGGAGCAUUUCAAAUUUCAGGCCUUCCUUGUAAACAUGCUGCACUAGGGAUUAUCUACAAGAGAGAAAAGCUGGAAUCCUACUGUGAGCAUUGGUUCUCAAGAGAUAAGUACUUAAAGACAUAUUCAAGUAUGAUUCAUCCAAUUCCUGAUGAGAAAAUGUGGCCACCUAUGCCAUAUGUUACACCUAUAACAGUCCUGCCUCCUCCAUUAAGGAGAGCUCCAAGUAGACCAAAGACUAAAAGGAGAAGGGAACAUGAUGAAGGACAGUCCGCGUCACAACCAAAAAGACUUUGCUACAUCAAGUGUGGAAACUGUGGCUCUUUUGGUCACAACAAGAGGUCAUGUCAAGGAGCACCUGUCCAGAAUAAGAAGAAUGGCAACAGAACUACUGGCCAGCAGAGCUAUAGAAGAGGCAAACCAGGAAGAGGGACUGCAAACACGGGCCUGUCAGGAGCAACUCUUUGGGAUCAUGUCACUGGCAAUGUUCCAGUUGUACACUCAAGCCAAGGCAGCAAUCCUUCUCCUUCAACUCAACCUGCACCUGCAACUGUGAAUGUGCAUGUGCAGAAUCAGAGCACAACAACCACUUCAAAGAAAAAGAGAGGAAGACCUUUAAGCAAUACUGGUGCAUCUGCUAGAGGGAGCAGCAAGAGAAACUACUCAAAUACUGCUCAGAUCACUCAAAUUGUGGAACAAGCUGAUCAUCAGUAA
This is a messenger RNA of Coffea eugenioides, 2802 nucleotides long. RefSeq lists its product as uncharacterized. The record is from RefSeq and is a predicted model, not a curated record. The transcript is spliced from 6 exons. Gene Ontology annotation, molecular function: zinc ion binding; nucleic acid binding. Bases 1 to 2802 code for a protein of 933 amino acids. Lineage: Eukaryota; Viridiplantae; Streptophyta; Magnoliopsida; Gentianales; Rubiaceae.